This is a messenger RNA of Olea europaea var. sylvestris, 875 nucleotides long. Its product is annotated as UPF0613 protein PB24D3.06c-like. NCBI's taxonomy places the organism in Eukaryota, Viridiplantae, Streptophyta, Magnoliopsida, Lamiales, Oleaceae. The transcript is spliced from 6 exons. Bases 16 to 684 code for a protein of 222 amino acids. The record is from RefSeq and is a predicted model, not a curated record.
GUUUGCUAAAUUGUUAUGUUAUUGCAUUGUCUAUUAAAGGAUGCCUUGGAGCUUGAUCAAUUGAUAAGUUACUUGAUAAACAAAGAAGAUUCGGAAGGUGUGGUACUACUUGGACACAGUACUGGCUGCCAGGAUAUUGUGUAUUACAUGCGUACCAAUGCAGCAUGUUCAAGAGCAGUGCGUGCAGCCAUUUUGCAGGCUCCAGCGAGUGACCGGGAAUUCAAAGCCACUCUCCCGGAAACUGCUUCCAUGAUUGAUUUAGCUUCAACGAUGAUUAGUGAAGGUCGAGGAUCAGAAUUGAUGCCUCUGGAAGCCAAUCCAGAUUCCCCAAUAACGGCCUAUAGCACUAUUUUGUCAUGCAGGUAUCAUUCGCUUUGUGCAUACAAUGGUGAUGACGACAUGUUCAGUUCUGACUUUAGUGAAGACCAGUUGAAACAGAAACUUGGACACAUGUCCAACAUACCUUGCCUGGUGAUGUUCUCCAUGGCUGAUGAAUACGUACCAGAUUACGUGGACAAGAAAGCAUUGGUCAAUAGGUUGUUCAGAGCAAUAGGUGGUGCAGAAAAGGUUGAAAUCAACUAUGGAAACCAUUCACUAUCUAACAGAACUGAGGAAGCAGUCCAGGCAAUAAUCGAAUUUGUAAAAAGAGACGGACCCAAAGGAUGGGAUGAUCCAUGGAGUUAAUACGAUGCACUUAAGUUUUUCUGUAUGAAUUUUUGCAUUACAUUAAAGGUUUGAGCAUUGAAUUUGUUUCAUUGUGUAGCUCAAUUGAGAUUGAUACAUUAUGCAGAAAAUUUCCCAUUGUAGCAGCUGUUUGUCAGAUUUAUUUGGUUCGAAGAUGCUUCACAUGGAAUCCUAGACACCCUUCCCUAUCA